GUCAAUGUCUUGUUGACAAAAAGUUACGGAAAUGGAGUACAUUUAGGUUCGAAUAAUCACAAAUGUAAUCUUUUUAUAUGAAACUAUACAACUAGCAGUUCUCGUCUCAACAAAAGACCACAAACAUACCAAACAAAUAAAUUUAAAAUGUACGGCUCGGAUGUCGUUUACUACAUAUCCCUAGUAAUUUGCAUAUCUCUCGGCAGCUGCUAUAAAAAAAUUAAUAAUAAUGAAAUGAAAAAGAAUUACGGAACGGGGCUCGGAUUAUUGCUCGUCUGUUUAAUAUGUGGAACCUCAAUUUAUCAUACCGUGUUAAUGGUAUGGGGUAAUAUCGUAAUUAUUAAAUGUUGCGACCGAAGAUAUUUACAUCAAAUCAGCAUGGCCUAUACGUGGUUGUAUUUGUUAUAUCUACAUUCGUACGUGAUUAACGAUUACGUUAUAUGGAUACAUCAAUCAAUGGCAUUAAAACUUGUCGGAUUAGCGUUUGAAAUGAAUGCGGUUCAUGUUAAGGCGGAAGGAAAGAGUCCUGUGUCGAAAAUUAAUCUUCGCGAUAUGGAUAACACUCCGCCUGACCCGAGCGCAGCAGAUAUCAUAGCAUAUGCGUUUUAUUUUAUUGGAAUCCAUAGAGGUCCUUAUUAUAGAUAUAAAAUAUUUAACGAUCACUUCCAAAAUACGUUUGGACUUUUAGGAGAUUGCAGAAUUAUAACUGAACAAAAACUUAAAAAAGCAUUAGUUUGCGUUAUGGGGUACAUAAUUAUAAGCAAGAAUUACUCUCCCGAGUUGUAUUAUAAAGAUAUAUUCUAUACAACCUAUGGGGCAGACUCUCGUUACCUGUACAAUAUUCCGCAGCUGGUGUUAAAUGUUCUCGAGUAUGAGGCUAUCAUGAUGUUGAGUACCAGUGUCUUCACAGAAACCGGCUUUGGAGUGUAUCCAGCUAAAUGUCAACCGAUACCUGGUUAUGGACCGAGUGCCCAAUUUAGUUUUCUUACACUAGCGUCCGCGUCUCCAGACAUAGCUAUUGAAGAGGAAUAUAACUUUUCGAUGCUAAAAUGUUUUGAUAACGAACGUUUGAUUCUUGGGCCAAAAAUGAGAAUGACGAUGAGAGCUUUUGACAUGCCUACUCGAUUCUGGUUUUGGGCUUACGUGCAGAAAAGCUUCAUAAAAUCCAAUAAGGAAGUCAGAAGCGCCUUUUCUUUUUUAGCAUGGACCGUGUGGUAUGGGCCUACGAUACCAAAGUUCAUAAUUUCCUCGACAUUGUGGGUGUACGUGCAUCUUGAAGAGGAGUAUAGCAUUUUGUAUAACACGUCUGGUCCUAUGAAGUUACCAUGGGACAUCGGUUUUUCGAUCAUGAGAAUGUUCUGCCUCCUGUAUCUGACGCCGUGUUUCACUGUUAAAGAUACACGUAUUGUACUUAGAUAUUAUAAUUCGAUAUUUUGGGUCUUCCAUUUUAUACUGCUGCUCAUGAUGAUCCUCUCCAUAAUACUGUACAAAACUAAACGUGAUUAGACAAUUUGAAUUUUAUUAUACAUAUUUUGGUACCAUAAAAGCGUUUUUAUUAAAAUAUCCACAGCAGCUUUAUCAUAAGUGGAUAAAUUAAAUUGUUAUCAUAGGAUUUCAAAAACUGAAUGUUACUGAAAGAAUUUAUAUGAAAAUCUACUUUUUAGUAUGGACUGGAUUAGAAUUCAGAUUAGGUUGAAUCGAAGGUGGUGAACGAACUGUCUUAGUAAUGGCCUAUUCACUCUAGUUUUGAACACAAAAAAAAAACAUACAUAUAUUGAGGCCUUACACAGAAUUGUAGAAUAUUAUUUAAUGGUUUAGUUAGUGACAAUAUGGUCUGUACUGUAGGUAAUCAACUCUGCUGAUAAACUGUCAGAAUCUGAAAAUAUAUAUUUUGUCACAAGAAGACCAUAGACAGUAAUUGGUGUAACAUGUCAAUAAAUAAAACAAAAAUAUAUAUAU
This is a messenger RNA of Danaus plexippus (monarch butterfly), 1959 nucleotides long. Its product is annotated as lysophospholipid acyltransferase 7-like. Gene Ontology annotation, molecular function: lysophospholipid acyltransferase activity. Lineage: Eukaryota; Metazoa; Arthropoda; Insecta; Lepidoptera; Nymphalidae. The record is from RefSeq and is a predicted model, not a curated record. The transcript is spliced from 7 exons. The coding region runs from base 148 to 1506 and encodes 452 amino acids. Gene Ontology annotation, biological process: phosphatidylinositol biosynthetic process; lipid modification. Gene Ontology annotation, cellular component: membrane; mitochondria-associated endoplasmic reticulum membrane contact site.